Messenger RNA from Mycosarcoma maydis (corn smut), 1140 nucleotides. RefSeq names its product putative beta-isopropyl-malate dehydrogenase. Gene Ontology annotation, molecular function: 3-isopropylmalate dehydrogenase activity. The record is from RefSeq and is a predicted model, not a curated record. Gene Ontology annotation, cellular component: cytosol. Gene Ontology annotation, biological process: L-leucine biosynthetic process. Lineage: Eukaryota; Fungi; Basidiomycota; Ustilaginomycetes; Ustilaginales. Bases 1 to 1140 code for a protein of 379 amino acids. The transcript has a single exon.
AUGAGCAAGCAAGCCUACAACGUCGUCGUUCUUCCCGGUGACGGAAUCGGACCCGAGGUGGUCGAACAAGCGACGCGUGUUCUCGAAUUGAUCUCGUCCAAGAGCACCACGUUUUCGAUCAAGCUCAAGUCGUACGAUUUUGGUGGAUGCGCUAUUGACUCAACUGGCAAACCCCUGCCUGAUGACACGCUCGCCGCAUGCAAGGAAGCCGAUGCCAUCCUUAUGGGUUCGGUGGGAGGACCCAAGUGGGGCGUGGGCAAAGUGCGACCUGAACAGGGACUGCUUGCUUUGCGCAAGGAGCUGGACCUGUAUGCCAACAUCCGACCGUGCUUGUUUCCGUCCGAGUCGCUGCUCUCGCACUCUCCGUUGAAGCCGGAAGUGGCCAAGGGUGUAUCGUUCAUUGUCGUUCGUGAGCUCGUCAAAGGCCUCUACUUUGGUGAGCGCCAGGAAGCCAACCUGGACGACCCCAACUCGGACGGUGCUGCCUUCGACACCAUGGUGUACAACAAACACGAUGUUGAACGCAUCACCAAGCUUGCCUCGCACCUCGCUUUGCAAUCGAACCCGCCUGCUCCGCUCCACUCGAUCGACAAGGCCAACGUUCUUGCCACCUCGCGUCUCUGGCGUAAAGUGGUUCAGGACACGGUCGACUCUGAAUUUGCUUCGCAGGGUAUUACAGUUGACCACCAGCUGGUCGACUCAGCCAGUAUGGUGAUGGUAUCCAACCCACGCAAGCUCAACGGUGUUGUGUUGACCGAAAACAUGUUUGGUGACAUUCUUUCCGACGAAUCGUCUGUGAUCCCCGGUGCGCUCGGUUUGCUUCCCUCGGCUUCGCUCUCGGGUCUGCCGGAUGGAAACGGCAAGUGCAACGGUCUCUAUGAACCCAUUCACGGCUCGGCUCCCGAUAUCGCUGGCAAAGGCAUCGCCAACCCUGUAGGAACCAUCCUCUCAGCUGCCAUGUUGCUCAGAUACUCGCUCAACCAACCUGACUUGGCAGACAAGGUCGAAGCCGCCGUCAGAAAGGUCCUCGACGCCAAGCAAAUCGGAGGCCUCGAACUCAGAACCGCUGAUCUCGGCGGAAAACACGGCUCCAAGGACGUUGGUGACCAGGUCGUCGCUGUCCUCGAGACCCUGCUUUAG